UCCCGCCUCUACAAUACGCUUUUUGAAACUUGGGGUCAAGAUAAAUGCGAUCUACAGCCUUAUAACACACAGAACAGCCCUAGUGCCUUACUCCUGUUGGAAGUGCCCGCCCAGUGCACAACUUCGUUGAUGAAAUAUGACCUGGAGCGCGUGUCGCCUGUCAAUAUAUGACGUGAGAUCGGUUAUUGCCACCGGAGCUUGCUGCCGACGUCGUGUUGGCUGUAUGCCGUCCGGGUCAGGGUGACGUUAAUGCGAACCCCCGGCCAGCUGACCUGCAGUAUCGGACCGGACAUGUGCAGGCAUAUCCCGCGGAGGAGCGAGUGAAGGGGGAUCCCAGCGCGCCGGGCUUCCUGCUGUAGUUUAACUUGCCGAUGAUAAACUUUAUGUAGCGACGCAGCCACGACGCGACAGCCAGUUUGUUCAGGUGUUCAGAAAUGCCGCCAAGGAGAAAGGCCCUACCUAACCCACUGCCGGAGGGAUGGACUCUCACCGACGCGGAGAAGAAGCACUGGAGACUGGGCAAAAUUAUCGGCAGAGGCGGAUUUGGGUUGAUUUAUUUAGCUUCCCCGAGAUUGGACGCGCCUGUUCCAGAUGACUCUGAGUUCGUGAUAAAAGUUGAAUAUCACGAAAAUGGUCCUUUGUUCAGUGAGCUGAAAUUUUACCAGAGGGCGGCAAAGCCGGAAAGUUUACUGAAGUGGAAGAGGAGCCGACACCUGGACUUCCUUGGGAUUCCAGUCUACUACGGCUCUGGACUGUCUGAAUACAAUGGAACACGGUACCGGUUCAUGGUGAUGGACCGGCUGGGCAGCGACCUGCAGAAGGUGUGUGACGGUAACGGCGGGAGGCUGAAGAAGCCCACGGUCCUCAGGCUGGGAUGCCUCCUGCUUGACAUGCUGGAAUACAUUCAUGACAAUGAGUAUGUCCAUGCUGACAUAAAGGCUGCCAAUCUGCUACUGGGUUACAAAGAUCCCAACAAGGUGUACCUGGCAGACUAUGGUCUGUCCUACAGGUAUUGCCCUGACGGAGUUCACAAGGAGUACAAAGAGAACCCAAAGAAAGGACACAACGGCACGAUAGAGUACACAAGCUCUGACGCGCACAAUGGAGUCGCCCCCUCGCGGCGCGGUGACCUGGAGGUUCUGGGCUACUGUCUGCUCCACUGGCUGUGCGGGAAGCUGCCCUGGGACUCAGUGCUGAAGAAGCCGGCGGAGGUGCAGGAGGCCAAGGCGAAGCUGAUGGCGAGACUGCCCGAUUCAGUGAUGGAGCUGUCAGUUCCUGGAAGCAGCACGGGGGAAGUAGCCAGGUUCCUGCUCUGUGUGAAGUCCCUGGGGUACAAAGAGAGGCCCGACUACCAGAUGCUCCGAGACCAGCUGACGGAGAGAGGGACGAAAACAGUGCGCAAGGAGGGCCCGCUGGACCUGUCCCGGCCGAGGAGGGAGGAGGACGCCCGCGCGGCAUCACCCCACAGAAAGCCGGUGAGAGCGAAACCCAGGGCCAAAGCGGAGUCCAGCCCCAGAGAGUCGCCUCCGGAGGGGGACACCCAGACGCCCAAUGCAGGCGAGCAGCCAGGCCACACCCGGCCCCAGAGGAGGGCGAGAGCAGCACCGAAACCCAGCCCGAGCCCAGCCCAGGAGGAGCAGAAAAAACGGACACAGCCCCAGCCCAGACGAGUGGCGAGGAAGGUGGAGGUUGAUGGAGCCGGGAGGAAGGAGGAGGGCGGAGCCAGGUGGCAAGAAGAGGGCAGAGCCAGGCGGAGGAAGGAGGGCGGAGACAAGUGUAUGGAUGAGGGCAGAGCCAGGUAUAGAGAGGAGGGUGGAGACAGGUGGAAGGACAUGAAUGGAGACAGGUGGCUGGAGGAGGGCUCCCAAGAUGAGCUGGAGCAUGAGAAGCCCGCCUACUCCCUCAGGGAGAGAGCCCCUCCCGGACAGGUCUCUCCCUGGGGGCUGGGGCGAUGGGGCGGGGCCUUCUCUGUUAUCCUCCUCCUCCUGGUGCUGCUGCAGCUGCUGCCUCUCUGA
Messenger RNA from Megalops cyprinoides (Indo-Pacific tarpon), 2015 nucleotides. It is a transcript of the gene vrk2, whose product is annotated as VRK serine/threonine kinase 2. Gene Ontology annotation, molecular function: protein serine/threonine kinase activity; ATP binding. Gene Ontology annotation, cellular component: cytoplasm; nucleus. The record is from RefSeq and is a predicted model, not a curated record. The transcript is spliced from 14 exons. Gene Ontology annotation, biological process: signal transduction; peptidyl-serine phosphorylation. The coding region runs from base 435 to 2015 and encodes 526 amino acids. NCBI's taxonomy places the organism in Eukaryota, Metazoa, Chordata, Actinopteri, Elopiformes, Megalopidae.